This is a messenger RNA of Aegilops tauschii subsp. strangulata, 2672 nucleotides long. RefSeq lists its product as uncharacterized. Lineage: Eukaryota; Viridiplantae; Streptophyta; Magnoliopsida; Poales; Poaceae. The record is from RefSeq and is a predicted model, not a curated record.
ACAGGGCACGAGCCGGCCGGCUUGGUUACGAGGCUCAGGGCUUCUCGCCGCCACCGCCGCCCCCUGAUGUAGAUGGCGUACGGGUGGUUGCAGUCUGCUACACUCCAGCGAUUCCCGUGAUUCCGACGGCCUGGUCCUCUGCAUCCUCGGUCGCCUCCUCCUGAACAUCUGCCCAUCUCGCUUCACCAGGCCUUGGUCCCUCUUUCUUGUGGCCAAUGGGGGAAUCCAUGCCGGGGAGCAACAUGCAUCAAUGGAGUUCCUGCAGAGUAGAGCACGGAGACCAUGGUGGCCGUCACGGUCGUCGUGACCGCUGGCGCCGGAUUUCCUCCUCCGACAGCAAAAAAAGGUUCGCGCGCGCCAACUCCUAUAGAUAGUGUGCGGGUUCUUUGGAUCGAGUACAGAGUUGGGAAAUUUGUUGUGGAUUUUGUGAGAUUGGUAUACUUGAGGCGUAGCCAUCUGCGUCUUUGAUUAUCCAUGAAGCUGCUCAAUAUAUAUGUGUUUUUUUUUCGUCUGGAUACAUGCACCAGUUCCGCUAAGGACUGCCGAUUCAUACUUUCGAGGUAAUUUAGGUGAACCCGGGUGAUUAAAUUUUGUCGUACUUCCAUGCAUGCUCCCCUCUCUCAGUUUCUCUAGCGAUGUGUUGCUUCUGUGUUUCGUUGGUGGCACCAGACCAAUUCAUCUCUACCACAUGACCUGAUGCUCUGUAUUUUUUGGGACGUAUUUGUCUGCUGGAAGAAGCUAGCUUUGACGGAUUUAGGUGUGAUUUAUCUAGAAAAGGAAAACUGUACGAGGCAAGCCAACGGCAAGAAAGACAAACAGGAUGACGCCGGACUGUUGGAAGCUGACAUGCUGGAUCCAUGGCGGGCUGGUGCUUUGCAGAUGAACCGACUAAGAGAUUUGUGCGCUGGCCCAACAAGAAGGUGCAGCGCUAUUCUACACUCUUCUCAAAGGACAUGUCGCUGACCUCUGCGAGCGAGCGAUGGUGGUGAGAGUCUGCAAUAGAGAACAGACUUGAAAACGGCGUCCACAAAUUGCAUUGUCAGAUGCGGUACCUUGUAGAGGCAAGGCCUAUGGUGGCGGCAUCUAGGCCCUGAUGACGGCAACGGUAAGGUGUACAUUAGGUACAAAGCUACACAACCUCACCUUCUAUCUCGAGUUCUCGACAAAGACGGGUCAGGCACCAGCUUCAUCAUACACAGGUAUGAGAUUUAUUAUCUCGCCACUCCCAGACACAGGACACCAUACUCAUCCGCAACCCUCGCUGACCAACAUGUUGUUCUUCCUGUGCAAAAGCACCAGAGUCGAGUUAUGUCACCACCAUGAUGAUGAAUGGCGACCCGUCUUUGAAAAUCAAACGAGCGGAAGCAGAAUGACUCUUUUUAUACCAUACGUAACAUUUUAUCUCCAGGAUUUUAUCGACUUUCUCGACUCCAAUCGCCCUUAGAAUGCUCUUUUUUUAUACUUUCUAUAUUUCCUCCUCAAUACCCGUCGGUAUUGCAUGUCGGAUGUACCAUUGCUUAUAGCGACAAUCUUGAAUUGGGCGACAGAGAUAAUGGGUGGAAUAAGAAGAAGAGAAGUGAGUUAAACGUUAACAAAAAUCGGCAAUGCUAUCUGACGUGUACGAGGAUCCUAAAGCCGUCGCAACCGUUUUUGCCAGCGCUAAACGCGUUCUCCAGUCCAGUCCACCAGAGGAAAGAAAAGGCAACAGAGAAAUCCAUCUAGGUCUCGGCGGCGGAGGCGGUUUGAUCUCACCGCCGGCGAUCUCCUCCUUCCUCACCACCCGCCCUCUCCAUAUCUCGCUCCAGUUACAGUACAGGAGUGCUCCAUCGGUCGGUGGCCAUGUCGUCCGCCAACGCAACCUGUUGUGUUUCUGGAGAAUUUUGGAUUGACGGCUCUGCCAGACUGCAGAUAGGGGAUGGUCCCGUUCCUAGACCAUCAUCGAUUACUCUCAAGGAGUUUGGUGAUCUGUGGGUAGCUGACGCCAAACGUCAGUUCAGUCUCAGGCCCAAGUCACCGUCCCCUGAUGAGAAGCUGAAACGCAGACAAGAGCGUAAGCGCAAGGGCUUGGUCAUAGCGCUCAACACGUAUGCCAAGCGAAACAACAUUCAGCUCUCUGAGUUGGAAUUUGUGGAAGAGAAAGAGAGUAAUCAAGUCGAUGGAUGCGCAGCACUAUAUGUGCACUCCAACUUUCUGGUGAAAGGUUCAGAUGGCAGACAUACUAUGUUCUUUGCUGAGAUGCGACCUGACUGCACACAGGAAGAGGAUGUUGUUCUCUGCACACCUUUGGAAGAAAACAAUUAUGGUCAUUGUUUCGGGUGCGAUGAUCGAGCAAAGGAGCUUAGGCAUCCCUCGGGCGGUGGCUACUUGGGUGGACAUAAUGAGAUGAUUUUUCACUUGGAGGAGCUGGACAGUGAUGAUGACUGUUUUAUGUGAUGAGAGGAAUCUAUCCACCAACUAAUCUGUUUGGUCUUGGUCUACUAUAUGCUGAUGGUCUGACAAGCAAGUUCCUUUUCGAGAAGUACCGUUGCAAGAGGUGAUGCAUGUGACAUGUUAUUGUAAUAUGUAUCUUUAAUAUUAACUAAAAUUAUGCUUGAAUCGGCGUAAUAAAUUAUUGUAACUGAAUGAGUAUAGGAUGAUGUGUCCUAAGAAACUCCUGAUUUGCGUAUUUUAAA